Messenger RNA from Ilex paraguariensis (yerba mate), 357 nucleotides. The record is from the annotation of a GenBank genome assembly. Lineage: Eukaryota; Viridiplantae; Streptophyta; Magnoliopsida; Aquifoliales; Aquifoliaceae.
AUGGGCGAGAGAGAGGGCGCUAAGGUGUUAGCGGUAUGGAGUCGAGGCGACAAUGGGCAUAGACGCUACUGUGCGGGCAAGGUGUGGGUGCUAGCGUGCGAGCAAGGUGUGGGUGCUAGUGUGCGAGUGAGGUGUGGGCGCUCGAGGUUGGACGCUUGGCUGUUGGCGUUGGGCACCUUGUUGUUGGAAGCUCACUCCCAAAAGAUGAAGAGGAAGAGGGAGAUGCCAAGGUGGGCAAGCCAAGCGCAAGGGGCAAGGGCGCCUAAGGAGAGGUGGGCUCUAAAGGCGAGAAGGCAAGAAAUAAGAUGGUCAAGGCAAACGCUAGAGGUGAGGGGGCAUGAGGCGAACGAACUCUAG